AUGGCUGGCGUGGAUGUCGAUAUGCCUCUUGCGACAGGCGGCGAGGGUUCCAGCUCCGGCGCCAAGAAAGCCAGGCGGUUUGAAAUCAAGAAGUGGAACGCGGUCGCGCUCUGGGCCUGGGACAUCGUGGUUGAUAACUGUGCCAUCUGCCGUAAUCACAUUAUGGACAAGUGCAUUGAGUGUCAGGCCAAUCAAGCGAGCGCUACUAGUGACGAGUGCACUGUGGCAUGGGGUGUGUGCAACCAUGCAUUCCAUUUCCACUGCAUUAGUAGGUGGCUCAAGACACGCCAAGUCUGCCCUCUAGACAAUAGUGAGUGGGAGUUUCAGAAGUAUGGCCGCUGA
Closterium sp. Naga37s-1 is the source of this 342-nucleotide messenger RNA. NCBI's taxonomy places the organism in Eukaryota, Viridiplantae, Streptophyta, Zygnematophyceae, Desmidiales, Closteriaceae. The record is from the annotation of a GenBank genome assembly.